CCUUCUUAUGACUUCCUUCAUGAUAACGAAAUGGCACACCGAGGUAUAAUACCACUGCUUACUAUAAGUCUGAUUUUCAUACCGUGUCAAGCGAAAUAUAUACAAAAUACCGAUGUCUUCACAAAAUCCAUACGUAUGCCAAAUGUCCGACCUCAAAAAGCUGACGCCCUUGUAUGCCAUGGUGUUAAGCUAGAUGAAAGAGAGGCGUAUAUAUUAAAGUAUGAGCCCCACGCCUCAAAACAAGUAGCUCAUCACAUGAUGGUGUAUGGGUGUGGUCAUCCGGGCUCCACGGAGGACUCAUGGGAGUGUGGAGAGAUGGACGAUAGGUCCGAUGACUCGGUAUGCCAAGAUGGCCAACGAGAAAUCGUGUACGCAUGGGCAAUGGACGCAGAUUCACGCGCACUUCCGGAAGGUGUUGGUUUCCGCGUGGGAGGAAGUACAAAAAUUAAAUACCUGGUCAUUCAGCUCCACUAUAAAGGUGCAUUUGAGGAUUCUAAAUUUGAUGACUCUGGAGUUACGUUGACCAUGACUUACACCCGCCAGCCUUUACAAGCCGGGUUCUACGUUUUGGGUAAUUACGGAUACAUACCACCCAUGAUACAGAAUUUCCACAUGGAGUCAGUGUGUCAGUAUACCAACUACACUAUUCACCCGAUAGGAUUUAGGACACAUUCCCAUAAUUUAGGUGUAGUGACGUCAGCAUACUGGAUACGCGAUGGCAGAUGGACGGAGAUCGGACGGAUGUCCCCCCAGCUUCCUCAGGCUUUUUAUGAUGUGUACGCCCCGGGGAUUGACAUUCGCAAAGGAGAUUUGCUGGCGGCAAGAUGUACGAUGAGCAGUGACAGAACGUUCCCCACAAAGAUCGGCGCCACCAAUAAAGACGAGAUGUGCAACUUUUACAUUCUCUACUCAACGGACAACACCAACACGCUAGACGUCCAGUACUGUUUCCGGGAUGCGCAAACGUUUCACUGGGCAGAUUACCUCACCUCGAUACCCCAGAAUGCCAGCAGCACUGACGGAUUACCAGCUUUCACACGAGAAGACCCGUAUGCAUGACUCACCUUGACACAAUAAACAUUAGAUAAUGCAUCA
Molecule: messenger RNA, 1095 nt
Organism: Magallana angulata
Lineage: Eukaryota; Metazoa; Mollusca; Bivalvia; Ostreida; Ostreidae
Product: peptidylglycine alpha-hydroxylating monooxygenase-like
Exons: 12
Coding region: 31-1059 (342 amino acids)
Biological process (GO): peptide metabolic process
Cellular component (GO): membrane; extracellular region
Molecular function (GO): oxidoreductase activity, acting on paired donors, with incorporation or reduction of molecular oxygen, reduced ascorbate as one donor, and incorporation of one atom of oxygen; copper ion binding
Source: RefSeq, a predicted model, not a curated record